Aquila chrysaetos chrysaetos is the source of this 1801-nucleotide messenger RNA. RefSeq names its product protein phosphatase 2 regulatory subunit B''gamma (gene PPP2R3C). Lineage: Eukaryota; Metazoa; Chordata; Aves; Accipitriformes; Accipitridae. Bases 166 to 1548 code for a protein of 460 amino acids. Gene Ontology annotation, biological process: cortical cytoskeleton organization; regulation of dephosphorylation; positive regulation of B cell differentiation. The record is from RefSeq and is a predicted model, not a curated record. Gene Ontology annotation, cellular component: spindle; centrosome. The transcript is spliced from 15 exons.
GGAGCCUGCGGGGCCGCCUGGCCGCCCGCCGCGUCCGUGAGUGCCCCGGGACCGGGACAGGGACCGGGGGCACUCCUCGCCGCGCGGUGGCGGCUGGCGCGGGGGCGGUGCAGGGAAGGUGCCCCCGUGGCCAAAAAGAGUGAACAAGAGCUAAAAGAUGAGGAAAUGGAAUUGUUCACAAAAUAUUACGUGGAGUGGAAAGGAGGAAGAAAAAGCGGCAGUACCUCGUAUACGAACAUACCACGAUUUUACUACAGGCUGCCAGCUGAAGAUGAAGUCUUGCUUCAGAAAUUAAGAGAAGAAUCUAGAGCAGUCUUCCUGCAAAGAAAAAGUAGAGAGCUGUUGGAUAAUGAAGAGCUGCAGAAUCUCUGGUUUCUACUGGACAAACAUCAGACAUCACCAAUGAUUGGGGAAGAAGCAAUGAUCAACUAUGAGAACUUCUUGAAAGUUGGUGAAAAAGCUGGACCUAAAUGCAAGCAGUUCUUCACAGCUAAGAUCUUUGCUAAAUUACUCCAUAACGAUCCUUAUGGGAGGAUAUCUAUCAUGCAGUUUUUCAAUUAUGUCAUGCGAAAAGUAUGGCUUCAUCAGACAAGAAUAGGCCUCAGUUUAUAUGACGUGGCAGGACAGGGCUACCUCAGAGAAUCAGAUUUAGAAAACUAUAUUUUGGAACUCAUCCCUACUUUGCCACAACUGGAUGGUUUAGAAAAAUCUUUUUACUCCUUCUAUGUCUGCACAGCAGUUAGAAAGUUUUUCUUCUUUCUGGAUCCUCUCAGAACAGAUCUAGCUGUGCCACUCAAAGAUGUCAGAGUUGUGUGGGCAGUAGCCUUUGGCAGGGGGAAGAUAAAGAUACAGGAUAUUUUAGCUUGCAGCUUCCUGGAUGACUUACUGGAGUUAAGGGAUGAAGAACUUUCUAAAGAAAGUCAGGAAACAAAUUGGUUUUCUGCUCCUUCUGCCUUGAGAGUUUAUGGCCAGUACUUAAACCUUGAUAAAGAUCACAAUGGCAUGCUUAGCAAAGAAGAACUGUCCCGGUAUGGAACAGGGACUCUCACCAACAUAUUUUUGGAUCGUGUCUUUCAGGAAUGCUUAACUUAUGAUGGUGAAAUGGACUAUAAAACCUACCUGGACUUUGUGCUUGCAUUAGAAAACAGAAAGGAGCCUGCAGCUCUGCAAUACAUUUUCAAACUGCUUGAUAUAGAGAACAAAGGAUACCUGAAUGUCUUUUCCCUUAAUUAUUUCUUUAGGUUGCUGUUAAUUUUAACCCAGGACUUACAAAGUCUUCCUCCAAAUUGUGGUUUGUGUGCUAUUCAGGAACAAAUGAAAAUCCAUGGACAAGAACCAGUUUCUUUUCAGGAUGUCAAGGAUGAAAUCUUUGAUAUGGUGAAGCCUAAGGAUCCUUACAAAAUCUCCCUUCAAGACUUAAUCAAUAGCAGCCAAGGAGACACUGUUACCAGCAUUCUAAUUGAUCUGAAUGGGUUCUGGACAUACGAGAACAGAGAGGUCCUUGUGGCAAGUGAUAAUGACAACACUGGUGAUGUUGAUGAUACGUGACUUUGAGAUAUCUCUACGGAUACAGUCUGCUCCUGUUCAAUCUGAUGCACCAAGUGUUGAAAGCUGGAAACAUUCAUUAUCUGAAUCAAUGCCUCUUCCAUUUUACUUCCCUCCUCCCCUCCCCCCCAAUAUAAAAUGUGGUACAUAUAGAGGAAUCGCAGAACUAAUUUCUGAAACCAAAAAAGCAAAUGUUGUUUAAAAGGUAAAAAUUAUCUUUUUUUUUUUUUUUUCCAAUAAAUAUUUUUGGACUUUU